Hypomesus transpacificus is the source of this 1202-nucleotide messenger RNA. Its product is annotated as diencephalon/mesencephalon homeobox protein 1-A-like. NCBI's taxonomy places the organism in Eukaryota, Metazoa, Chordata, Actinopteri, Osmeriformes, Osmeridae. The record is from RefSeq and is a predicted model, not a curated record. The coding region runs from base 1 to 1173 and encodes 390 amino acids. The transcript is spliced from 4 exons. Gene Ontology annotation, biological process: regulation of transcription by RNA polymerase II. Gene Ontology annotation, molecular function: DNA-binding transcription factor activity, RNA polymerase II-specific; RNA polymerase II transcription regulatory region sequence-specific DNA binding.
AUGCAGCACUAUGGAGUGAACGGGUAUUCGCUCCACGCAAUGAAUUCCCUGAGCGCUAUGUACAACCUUCACCAGCAGGCGGCGCAGCAGGCCCAGCACGCACCCGACUACAGGCCGUCAGUGCAUGCGCUCACUCUAGCGGAAAGACUUGCUGACAUUAUCCUCGAGGCCCGGUAUGGCUCCCAGCACCGAAAGCAGCGGCGCAGUCGUACGGCAUUCACUGCCCAACAGCUAGAGGCCCUAGAGAAGACCUUCCAGAAGACCCACUACCCUGACGUGGUGAUGCGUGAGCGCCUGGCGAUGUGUACCAACCUGCCCGAGGCCCGUGUGCAGGUGUGGUUCAAGAACCGACGUGCCAAGUUCCGCAAGAAGCAACGCAGCCUGCAGAAGGAGCAGCUGCAGAAGCAGAAGGAAGCUACAAAUGACGGCUCCCAGGAGGAGGGCAAGACAGAGACGCUGGCGGCUACACCGGCGGUCCCCGAAACCCGCGUCCCGUCUCCCCCCUCCUCCUCCUCCCUGUCCGACGCCGAGCGGCUGGCCACGCAACCCCAGCCUGGGGAGAUGAGCGUGGAGGUAAACGUCACCUCCCCGGAGCCCUCGGACAGCGAGUCUGCCGUAGAGGACAACUGCGAGCGGGAGGAGGAGCUGAGGGAGGAGACCAGGCCGGACAUGAGGGAGGAGUCGCAGGCGGAAGCGGGGCAAUUGCCAGGAAAUGGGUCCCCGUCCUGCAAACGCCUCAGUCCUACACCAGACUCUCCGCUAGGCUCCCCCUCCCUCCCUUCCUCCAGUGGUGUGAGCAGCAGUGGCCUGACCCAGAGUAACUCCUACGCCUCCUCCCCUCUCAGCCUCUUCCGCCUGCAGGAGCAGUUCCGCCAGCACAUGGCAGCCACCAACAACUUGGUCCACUACCCCUCCUUCGACAUGGGCACCCCAACACCCCCGCUGCCCUACCUUGGUAUGAACGUCAACAUGCCGCCCCCCCUUGGCUCCCUCCCCUGCCAGUCUUAUUACCAGUCCCUGACCCAGGCCCAGCAGGUGUGGAACAGCCCCUUGCUUCAGCCACCAGGCAGUUUGCCAGGCAGCCUCAACAGCAAGACGACAAGCAUUGAGAACCUGCGGAUGAGGGCCAAGCAGCAUGCAGCCUCCCUGGGCCUGGACACGCUACCUAACUGAGUAGCGUAACUCGCUACCCCUCCCCCCCA